Molecule: messenger RNA, 5497 nt
Organism: Anastrepha ludens (Mexican fruit fly)
Lineage: Eukaryota; Metazoa; Arthropoda; Insecta; Diptera; Tephritidae
Exons: 12
Coding region: 103-5019 (1638 amino acids)
Cellular component (GO): cytoskeleton
Molecular function (GO): protein binding
Source: RefSeq, a predicted model, not a curated record
GUGGGCAUCAGAAACAGUUCAAACGCGAGAGUGGUUUAGUAAAGACAUGGGCCUCAACAAUCGGCGGAUAAUUUAGAAGAAAUCAACGAAUGAUCUUCAACGAUGUUAUUGCCUUCGGGGCGCUCAAACAGCGAUGUUCAUCCUAUACAAACCACACAAAAGCCGCAACUCUUAACAAGAAUAUCAUCACCACAAUUGACUAUCAAGGUCACAAAUAAAUUGGAAAGCGUUUACACAACAACCGCGGAAGGAGCAAAUAGUACUGAGCUAGCAACAUCAAAAGCAGUGAAAACUGAAACGGGCGCACUUUCCUUAUCGCCCGGUAGUCAAAGUGAGAAUGCGACCAAUUGCAGUGUACAUCCCGCCGACAUUCCCGGUUUCCCACCCUUGUUAGGCAGUACGGCUGUAGCGACGGCGGCAGCUGUGUCAGUUUUGGGCAGUGCCGGAAAUUGGGAAGAAAUCGAUCGACAUUUGAAAACACUGCAGGAAAAGCUAAAAAAUGACUGGACUGUGCACGUGGCCAAAGAGGGACGACUAUAUUAUUGCAAUCAUGUAACACAGACAUCCGGUUGGUUGCCAUCCUCUGAAGAUUGGAGCAUAAACGAGCAGCUCCCAUAUGGUUGGGAAAGAGCUGUAGACUCGAAAGGGCGAACAUACUAUAUUAAUCAUUUAAAUAAAACAUCAACCUAUGAGGCACCUGAAAGUAUUCGGUGGGGCGAAAAUCCACCAGAGCCAAGGAUGGUUAUUCUUCAGCGCAGUCCUACCCUAGGCUUCGGGUUUGUUGCUGGCAGUGAACGACCAGUGAUAGUGCGUUUCGUCACGGAUGGUGGACCUAGCAUGAACAAGCUUCAACCAGGAGACCACAUUCUCGUCGUAAACGGAGAGGACGUAAAAGAGGCUCCUCGUGAUCAUGUUAUUCAGCUAGUACGAGCGUGUGAAUCCCAAGUGACUUUAAUGGUGUGUCAACCGGCGCAUAAUUUAGCACCCGGCCGUAAAUCUACACUCCUCUCAGCGGGGAAGCGUGCGAAAUUACGGACGCGGCCAAGUCGAGUACGCUUUGCCGAGAGCGUCUGUGUUAAUGGAUCUCCAUUGUUUCCAGCAUCUGCAUUCUCUUUGGGCGACAUUUGUGUGCCGCCUAUGGCAAAUGUGCUCAAAGUAUUCCUGGAAAAUGGCCAAACAAAGUCAUUCAAGUAUGAUGCGACGACCUCUGUACAGGAUGUGGUAGGCUCCCUUCUGGACAAGCUGUGCCUCUCCACAGGCGAAAUAUUUAGCCUCGUACUGGAGCAUGUGAAAAGUUUGAAGCGGAAUAAACUCACACUACUCGAUCCUGAGGAAUCACUGGCCCGCAUCGCUGCGCGCCCCGGUGCCCAUAAGCUGCGAUGCCUAUUUCGGAUAACUUUUGUGCCAAUAUCUGCUGCGGGUUUGGCUCAGAAGGAUUUGAAUGCACUGGAUUAUUUGUACAUGCAGUGCUGUAAUGAUGUUACUCAAGAACGUUUUGCUCCAGAACUUCAGCCAGAAGUCGCAUUGAGACUAGCCGCAUUGCAUAUGCAUCAACACGCAUUGGCCAAUAACGUUUCACCAACAAAAUUGACUGUGAAGGUUGUCGAACGUGAAUUUGGCUUGGAAAGAUUUGUGCCCAUAUCUCUAUUCGAAGGAAUGAAACGAAAAGAGCUUAGACGCUUGAUAUCCCACUUUUUAAAAUUGAAUGCGGAGAUGACAGGCUCUUCAACCAAAGUUUUAACACAGCUCCAGGCAAAAUUACACUACUUAGACAUUAUUGCAAGCUUGCCAAGUUACGGCGCUAAAUGCUUUAGUACAAACCAAAGAGAAGGUGUCGAGCGUGUUCUGCUUCUUAGCCCACGAUUUGGCUUAAGCCAAAUAUCCAGCAUAAGAAAUUCGGUGCCUCAGCCCAUAUCCGCUAUUGAGGACUUUAGUCAUGUCGUUGUCAGCAGGGACGAUGACGUGACAUGCAAUGUAGCGAUUUUUAUGCAAGGAGAUAAGGUUGUAAGAUUUUCGAUGGAGGACCGCGAUGCAUGCGAAUUCUCACUAGUUUUGGCCGGGUAUCAUCGUUUGCUAACAGGAAAGAAGCUCCAAGUAGAACGAGAAAGGGAACAAUAUAACGAAGACAAUGCACCGUCGUAUUUAGCACAACACACUGUGCUCCCGGCAACUUGGAGUUAUUUAUUGCCAUUUCACAAUAGAGCACAUAGCAUAAAUUUCCUUAUGGCUCCUCCCUAUCAUCCAAUAAAGAAAAAUUUAACUUUCUCAGCAAUCGAAAAUCAGGAGUUGGGUGGACCCAUUGAUGCCAGCAACAACCAUUGCGAUCGCAAUAUGAACUCUUCAAACGUUGCCGAUAGUAACCAAAAACCAAAUAAUAUGCCAUUUGUUAGUAAUGCUGCAAUGGAUCUGGAUAUUCAUAGUGUUAUGGCGACGGAAUUACUAGAGGAAGCGAAGGACUCCGGUAUGAGCGACAGCAGUGGCGGUGGUAGCAAUUAUUGUGAGCGAUCGAACUGCUCGAACACAAAUGCUUUUAUUGAGGCUAAAAAUAAGGAGGUGCUAAGGCGCGUUCACGAAAUGCAAAAGAUGGUGGAAAGCUCUGAACAAUAUUUAAAUGAGCAGGGUGAGUUGGUUCCAGAGUACGCUGCUCGGCAUAAGUCCGCUGUUAAUUGCAACUUUUAUGGUAGCAUAAAUUCUUGGCAAAAUGAGUUGUUGAACCCGGAGCAAAACUCAAAUAAAACAGGAGCUGCUAUUGAGUUCGAUAGCGAUUGUGAUAGCAUUAACAGUAGUAAAGUGUCAUCAACAGAGGAUACCCCGCAGCCAGGAGCGCUUAAACAUAGCGAUUCCUUAGUACUUUUGGCAGAAGCGAUAAACCAAGACUUAAAUGGUAUUACCCAGAGUUUGAACUCUAUCGGUGGUAACCAUCAGGAUUUAACAAUAAACAUUUCAAGUAUCAGUGCAGCUUGUAGUCCACGUCCAGAGCGAAAAUUUAAUAAUUUCGGGCAAUUAUUAAGCAACCUGCAAGCAAAUACCGAUUUUUCCCAAAGCGAAAGUGAUUCUGAAUCGGUUAACUCUCCGACAAAUUCGCCCACAGCUCGUCGACCAAUAAAAUUGUGUUCUAGUGAAAGAAGAAACAGCCAUAAACAGAAUUUAGCAUAUCGUAGCAGUUUUGGCUUACACAGUCCCGACGGCAGCAAUUUCGGUCCGGAUACCAAAGACUAUAAUUUGAAAGAGUACUUGAAGCAACUGAAAGAGAUAAGCAAUGUUGGAGAUGAAAAUCACGAUACAGAUGUAGCUGCAAAACAACUCUCGGAAAUAUAUGGUUUUGAAAUACGUGGAGACACUUUUAUUGAAACUGAUGCCGACUUAAUAGAUUUACGCGCCAUACCACCUCCACGUACUCCUGAUGAAUUAGAUUCGAUUUCCUUACUAAAUGCAGCACCACAGGGAUUUGAUGAUGGAUCCAAAAGGAUAGCAAUGGCCGAUGUUGACGGCGAUCUGGAUAAAUUUUUAGCGAAGGUGGUUGUUGCGCCGCCGACUCAGAGGGCAACGCCAGCAAAAGAAUUAACACCAGAAGAGAUAAUGUCCUUUAUUAUUCCACCACCCCCUAGCCUAGAGGAAUUUGAAAACUCCAAGCAGAAUAAGAGUGUGCCACAAGAACCAAUUGAAAAUCUUUACAGCAAUUCUGUAUUAGAAAAAAGAGAAUUGUUUACAAAAUCUUCCAAACGAGUUGAUACAAACAGACCUCUGAAGCAGGGCAAAUUAAGAGAUAUUAAUAUGGGUGGAGGAGGACAUGUUAUCGAGUAUGCAACAGUUGAACGCAAAGGCAAGUUCUCAUGUUGUCCAAAAUCUGCAAAGGAAGGGAGUGCUGAAAAUGUACCAGAAUCUACGGAAAUUGGCCUGAAGUUACCACCACGUUCGAAAUCUGUAGAUAAACCACCCGUGCGACCACCUAAAAGUGCAGAGUUAAUUCAACGAUUUUCCCCAAAGAAACAGCAAAGCACAACUGAUUUCAUACAACAACCAGAACAAAACUUUUCGAGACCAGAAGCAGCAUCACUAGGGGAGAAACCACCCACACUACCGCCAAGAGUUUGUACUUCGAGUCGCGUUGAGGAAACUAGUUCCACUCCAUCGGUGAGUGAAGCCCCGCAAAAACCACCAUUGCCACCAAUAGCCAACCGUCCCACUCCAAGAAAUACGUCAGUUAAUAUAACCAAUUCCAUCAAUGGAAAUAUUUCACCAGUUCCGACACUUACACCAUUACGGGUUCUUCCUAGCUCAAACCCCUCCAGCAAAUUACAUGAGCAUUGCCCUAGUAUCCCAACAUCCAAUGGCCAUCAAAGAUCCAGCAGCGAUUAUCCCUCGGCCUAUCUUCAUAAUCCAGCAACUGAUAAACGUCCUCCACUCUCUUUGCUAUGUUCCCCACAAAUGGCACGAAAAAUGCAAAAUCCUGGACCUGUCGCCGUACCAUUGAAUCCUAACAUAUCACACAAAUUCAGUGAAAAAUAUAUUAUAAAAAACGGACACGUUAUUGACAGCGAGGCAUUAUUGGCCAAAACCGACAUAGCAAUGGCAGGACUAUUAGUGAGACUGGAUCAAGUAGCCGCACAGUGUUCAGCAGCGCAACUUGCUGGUGGUGGCACUAGUAUCGACGAGGACAAAUUCCAGCGGGCGCGAAAUGAACUGACCGAGCAAACGUUAGUGUUGGUGACUGCCUCAAAGUUUUUAGUGGUAGCCAUGUCAGACAUGACUUUAUCAACGUUGCCAGAACACCUUACAUCAUGCCUAACAGCGAUCCGACGUAUCACUGAACUCACACAAGACAUGACGCGCCACACCUCGUCACCUCUACAAACUCGAAACAUUGUGCUGAAAGUGCAUGAUGUGGCAUCCAGCUUCAGAGAAUUAGUAGGCGUGCAAAUUGGUCCGCUGGGCGCCGGACAACUUGCGCUACAGGCUGAGUGCUUGGCGAACGUAUUAGCCACAUUACUAAGGAGCUUACGGGUAUUCUCACCGUGAACUCGUACAUAAAUAAAUAAGCACACAUGAAUCCUCACAUCUAAAAUUGUUAAACUCCCAAUGGGAAAGAUGUAAUGUAUUACAUUUUUCAUUUAUGAAACCAUAUCCAUAUGAAAACUGUCAUAAGAAAACGACCAACCCAAAGCAGGCUUGCAUGAAAGUCACAAUGUAACGAAGGACAAUGCUUGCAUGACUUUUUCCCAAGCGAUGCACUUUGAAUUGGUGCCCUACACCUUAAAUUUUUAUAUUCAUAUAUGUAGGUAUGAGCCUACGUUUCAUACUUGAAAUCUCGAAUACAUCAGAAGAAAAGGAUAAUAUUCCGAAUAAUUUUGACUUCCUAGGCUACAACAAUUUAUUUAAUCUAUCUACUGAGCCCGUACAAUAACUACACACAUAUACUUAUAUACAUAUUUCCGAUAUAUCGAAGUCAUAAACGUUUUGAAAAUACAUUAGCUAUAAAAUAUGCACUUUAGAUCAA